GAGCUGGACUCCCUGAGGCAGCAGGUGGCGGAGCGCGAGGACGCACUGGUGGAGCUGUCAGCCGAGCUGGAGCUGUUGAGGGGCGAGGCCAGGCACUUUCGCGCCGCCGCUGCCGCCGCAGCCGCCGCCGUCUCCUCGCCGCCCCCCGCGGCCGCGGCCGCGCCCGUGGCCCCUCCGCUGCAGCCGGCGGCGGGGGCGGAUGCGGCCGGGUGGCGGGCGGAGCGCGAGGGGCAGCUGGUGGCGCAGCUGGCGUCGCUGAGAUCCGAGAUGGAAGCCAGGGAGGCGGCGCUUGAGGCGCUGCAGCGGGAGUGCGACAGCCUCAGGCUGGGGCCGAGCACGGCGCCGCGGGCCGCGGGGGACGAGGGUUCAAGGCUGCGGGCCGCGGCGCUCGAAGAGGAGGUGCGGCGGCUGAGGAGACUGCUGCAAGAUGGCGCUCUCCACCAGCAGCAGCAGCAACAGCAGCAGCAGGAGGGCGGGCAGCAGCAGGCUGCGGCAUCCGCUGCUGACGCGCGGGCCGAGGCGGCGCGCCUAGCAGCCGAGGUGGAGCGCCAGCGGGCCGCGCUCGAGGAGCGGGCGGCGGAGGAGCGGCGUCUGAAUGACGUCAUCGGGCAGCUGCAGCAGGCGCUGAUCGACUGGCAGUGCAGCGCCGGCGGCGGCGGCGCGGACGCGGGUACGAUGCACGACAGCGCGGAGGCCGAGGGCGACGCGUCGGAGACGCGCGCUGCUGUGGCAUCGGCGGGGCAGCAGGGGCAGCAGCAGCAGCAGCAGCAGCAGCAGCAGCAGCAGCAGCAGCCGUUGGAGGAUGAUGAGCGGGACGCGCUGCAGUCGGCCCUGAGGUUCAGAGACGAGCUAGUCGCCCAGUUGUCGGCUGAGACGGACGCCCUGAGGCAGCAGCUGCGCGCUCAAGAGGCCAUCGCCCGCGAUGCGCAGCGGCAGCCACGCGACGCCGCGCAGGCCGCCGCGGUGCAGGCCGCGGCGGCGGCGCAGGCGGCGGAGGCGCGGCGGGAGCAGGAGGCGGAGGCGAUGCGGGACCUGCUGCUGGAGCUGCAGGCGGAGUCCAAUGCGAAGGACGCGGUCAUAUCGCGGCUGGAGGGGCGGCUGGAGCUGCGGGUCGGCGCCGGCUACGCGCGGACGGAGGAGAUGCGCCGUCUCUAUAAGGAGCUCUCCGCCCGCGAGAUACACAUCCAGCGGCUGGAGGCCCGGGUGCGCCUCAUGGCCAGCCAGAUAGACGCUUUCGUCCGCUUGGACCAGCAGCAGGCGGAGGCCGUCGCAGCGCUCGCGGAGGACGACGGCGGCUACCCCUCCUCGCCCGCCCGCCACGGCGGUGCCCUGGGCCAGCAGCGGCGGCCGCGGUCCGCGGGGCCGAGCGAGGGCGGGGGCUCGGGCGGGGGCGGGGCCGCGGCGCGGCGGGCGUCGCUGGGCGGCUCGCUUGGGGCGGCAUCGCCGGG
Messenger RNA from Monoraphidium neglectum, 1448 nucleotides. RefSeq lists its product as hypothetical. The transcript is spliced from 2 exons. The record is from RefSeq and is a predicted model, not a curated record. The annotation marks the transcript as partial. NCBI's taxonomy places the organism in Eukaryota, Viridiplantae, Chlorophyta, Chlorophyceae, Sphaeropleales, Selenastraceae.